Molecule: messenger RNA, 462 nt
Organism: Ambispora gerdemannii
Lineage: Eukaryota; Fungi; Glomeromycota; Glomeromycetes; Archaeosporales; Ambisporaceae
Source: the annotation of a GenBank genome assembly
AUGAAGAGCUCUUUGAUAAUUUUGCUUUUGUUUGCUUCUUUCGUAUUCGCUGUGCCCGUUGACAAACGCUUAUUGCCCAACAUUAAUCCGGCAUCAUGCAAUGGAUUCCGUAUCACUUCCCCUACUGUACCAUAUUAUUCUUAUACUGAAGGUCAAUGCUAUCAAAUUUCUUUCGAUAAAGGAGCAAGCAGCGUCGUAAAUGUGACUACAGUUGAUUUAUUUAAGGGAUGCGAUAACACUCUUGUUGCAAGACAAUUCACUGGAAAGGUAGAUGUUAACACGCAAAUUGCUACUCCAUACUUCAAUUUGGAGUUCGGUGAUCUUCCUACCGCAGACUAUUAUUAUAGCGUCACAGCUUUAACUGCAGAUGGAGGGACAUGUACCUUUAUAACAGUUCCAUUCGAAGGUAUCGCUGAUCAUGUUAAUCCACCAGCUCAAUGUCCUAAAUAUCCUCCAUCUUAA